Messenger RNA from Euleptes europaea (tarantolino), 905 nucleotides. It is a transcript of the gene MLX, whose product is annotated as MAX dimerization protein MLX. Gene Ontology annotation, biological process: regulation of transcription by RNA polymerase II. Gene Ontology annotation, molecular function: protein dimerization activity; RNA polymerase II cis-regulatory region sequence-specific DNA binding; DNA-binding transcription factor activity, RNA polymerase II-specific. The record is from RefSeq and is a predicted model, not a curated record. The coding region runs from base 1 to 738 and encodes 245 amino acids. Gene Ontology annotation, cellular component: nucleus. NCBI's taxonomy places the organism in Eukaryota, Metazoa, Chordata, Lepidosauria, Squamata, Sphaerodactylidae. The transcript is spliced from 8 exons.
AUGGACCCGCCGAGCGUCUCUCCGGAGGACCCCUGGGGGGGCAAGGUGGACCCAUCCUUUAGUGACAACGGGCUGGAUCCUGCUCUCUUCGUGGAAAGCAGGAGGAAAGGGAGCGUUGUGUCUCGGGCUAACAGCAUUGGCUCCACCAGUGCCUCUUCUGUACCAAAUACAGAUGAUGAAGACUCAGACUACCAGCAGGAAACCUAUAAAGAAAUAUACAAGGACCGUCGCCGUCGUGCUCACACCCAGGCAGAGCAGAAGAGGCGGGAUGCCAUAAAGAAAGGCUAUGACGACUUGCAAGCAAUUGUGCCCACGUGCCAGCAGCAGGAUUUCUCAAUAGGCUCUCAGAAGCUAAGCAAGGCAAUUGUGCUACAGAAGACUAUUGACUAUAUUCAGUUCUUGCACAAGGAAAAGAAGAAGCAGGAAGAAGAGGUCUCCACUCUCCGGAAAGAUGUGAUGGCCUUGAAAAUCAUGAAAGUAAACUAUGAGCAGAUUGUCAAAGCUCAUCAGGACAACCCUAACGAAGGGAAGAACCAGGUCCCUGACCAGGUGAAAUUCAACGUUUUCCAGGGCAUCAUGGACUCCCUCUUUCAGUCCUUCAAUGCCUCUAUCUCUGUGACAAGCUUUCAGGAACUCUCAGCCUGUGUCUUCAGCUGGAUUGAGGAGCACUGCAAGCCACAGACCCUACGGGAUAUAGUCAUCAGUGUCCUGCAACAACUGAAGAGCCAGCUCUACUAACCACCACCUGCUCUCAGGUAUCCUAGGAGGUAGAUAGCUGUAUGAGGACAAGGUGCCUGAUGCUGCUUCCUCUUCAAGUUUUUCUUAGGACUACUGACUGCAUUUACCUCUGAAAUACUUUUCACUCUGCGGCCCUUUCAAGUGAGCUGCAAAGAUCCACUGAAUAU